Photinus pyralis (common eastern firefly) is the source of this 1742-nucleotide messenger RNA. Its product is annotated as stAR-related lipid transfer protein 7, mitochondrial-like. NCBI's taxonomy places the organism in Eukaryota, Metazoa, Arthropoda, Insecta, Coleoptera, Lampyridae. Bases 130 to 1662 code for a protein of 510 amino acids. The transcript is spliced from 2 exons. Gene Ontology annotation, molecular function: lipid binding. The record is from RefSeq and is a predicted model, not a curated record.
GGUACUAUUUACUCUUUUUAUGUAAAAUGUCGCCUCAAAAUUAUCGUUAAACAGUAAACCCCAACCUUUUAUAUCAUUUUAAUAGAAAAAACUUUACCCAAAUCUUUAUAACAAGUUAAUCGCUCCACAAUGUUAACAAGAAAAGUGAGAAACACUGUUUUAAAUUCAAAUUCUAACCUAAAAAACACAUUAAUUACAUAUAAUAAUAGACACUGUAUUUUCAGAUGUAAUUUUUCAAUAUGUUGUAUAAAAAACUUUUCUAGUGUUCAAAAAACAAUGAGAAUCAACGUUAUCACACUACGUUCUUUACAAAAAAGUCUUCAAGCUGUACCACGCACCUUGAAGGAUCAAUCUGAAGGAGUGUUAAAGGUUUGGGCUCAUCAGUGCGAAUGUGUUCUGGCACAGCGUCUCAGAAGAGGACAACAAAUGUUCUCGUUAUACACAAAACUUUGGGAAGAGCACGCAUUAAAGGAAUUUUUAAAUAAGAUGCGAAAACAUGUAACAAAAUGUGGCAAGGAGUUACUCGCGAGUGCAGUUGGUCUCACGUGUUACAGUUGGGAAUCGAAUCGUAUUACAAAUAAGGAUAUGGGUAAAUAUUUAAACGAAUUGGAUUACAUACAUAUAUUGGCAGAAAAAACAAUGACGUGCGAACAUUGCCUCAAUAAUGGUCAAACUAUUGCCUGUAAAUGUCCAAAUCAGUCUGCGAGCAAAAUAAAAUACGAUAAAUGGGUACGUUUCUUUGAAAAAGAAGAUAUGGUGGUGUGGCGUAAGGAAUGCGAUGAUAGUGGCAAUUACGAGUAUAAAGUGUAUGGCUCGUUCGAUGAUGUUUCAGGAGAAGAUUUUUUAAACGUUCAAAUUGAUACAGAGUAUCGUAAACGUUGGGAUAAUACCGCAGUUGUUUUAGAAGUAGUUGAAAAAGAUCCAACACCACUUUCGAAUAGCGAUGUUAUCUAUUGGGAGUUACUUUGGCCUAAAUUAUUCGUCAACCGAGAUUAUGUUUUUAAUCGGCGAUUUAUGAUCGAUAAAGAUAGUAAAACAAUUGUGCUUGUAAGUCGCGGCACUGAGCAUCCUGCAUGUCCGAUCAAACCAGAUAAAUAUAGAGUGGACACUUAUUGGUCUUACAUGGUAAUUAAACCGUUCACGGAACUAGAUAAGCCAGGUGUUGAAUUUAGCUUGACGUAUUUUGAUGAUCCAGGUGUAAAUGUUCCUUCAACAGUUACUACAUGGGUUGCCAUGCGUGCAAUGCCCGAUUAUUUAACACGUCUUAGAGUAGCAACUAGGGAAUAUAACAACUAUUGCGCACAACAUUCAACUGACUAUAUAUGCAAACUAUCCGAAUACCAAGAAUACAAAAGAACUGAAGUGCCUGUGCCCGAUCCCUCACUUUUGAUGUCUGUCAAUAAACAAGAAAUGAAAACACAAUCCGCUUUUGUAACAUCCAUUGAAAAUGCCAUCAGAUCUUGCGUUAUACACACUAAGGGACUUCACAUGACUGAUGAUAGCAAUAAUAAUACUGCCACAAGAAAUGCAGAUACAAAACCCAAUGUAAAUUCUCCAGCUGCCGAAAUUUUAAUUAGUCCAUCUGCAUCUUCACAAGCAGAGUCACCUACGUCCACAACAGAAUCUUGGAAAUACUUACACAAAAAUUACUACUUCACCUGAUACUUGUUAACUUGUUUAUAAUAUACUACUUAUGUAUUAUAAAGGUUUUGGUAGCUUUAUAAUAAUACGAUUGAACAAAA